Saprolegnia parasitica CBS 223.65 is the source of this 1761-nucleotide messenger RNA. RefSeq lists its product as hypothetical. The transcript has 3 exons. The record is from RefSeq and is a predicted model, not a curated record. Gene Ontology annotation, molecular function: oxidoreductase activity. The annotation marks the transcript as partial. NCBI's taxonomy places the organism in Eukaryota, Oomycota, Saprolegniomycetes, Saprolegniales, Saprolegniaceae.
CCAUGGUUGACGCAUCCACGCCCGUGUACAAGCUCGCGAUUCUCGGCGGCGGCCCCGCGGGCAUCGGCAUCUUUGUCCGCGCCGCGCGCCUCGGGUACCUCGACAAGCUGCUCAAUAUGGGUGUCGUCCUCGUGCACGGCGGGCCCGUCGCGAGCCUUGGUCGCGGCAACCUCGGCGACUACAUCAUCAACUCCAACACGUUUGCCAAGAGCUUGCUCGGCAGCGUCCUCGACGAGAAGCCCGAGCUAGACCCGCCCGAGUCCAUCCGGGGCACCUUCUUAGAGGGCCUCGAGGUGCACCCGGCGGCCCAGCGGUUGUCGGCGGUCGGGAAUGCGUCCAUCAACCUCGUCGAGCUCGGGAAUUUCCUCGAAGCCAUUGGAUACCUCGCGCGCCUCGAGAUGCUCAAGUACCCGGGCACGAGCGCGUGUCUCCACGAGACAAUGGCGACGCAUGUCGAGCGCUUGGCCUCGGACGUGUGCAAGAUCACGAUCACGCACCACGGCGUCGAAGAAACCAUUUUCGCCGACCACGUUGUCCUCGCCAUGGGCGGCACGCAGGAGCUUCCACCCGACCUGGACCCGGCGUAUGUAGCCAAGGCGUGGACGUCGGACGCCGUGCUGCGCGAACCGGGGCGCCGUGCCCUCGCCAACGCGCUCAGCACGGCCAAGGACAAGAAGGUGUGCAUCAUCGGCGGCUCGCACAGCGCCUUCUCGGUGGCGUGGGUCCUCCUCAACAAGAUGCAGCCAAAGGCCAAGCAAGAACUGAGCAUCACAUUUGGCCCGAAGGACCUCUCGCUCUUGCACCGCGGCCCGAUCCGGUGCUUUUACAAUACGAGAAAGGAAGCAGAGGCCGACGGUGUCAGUGUCGAGAAGGCGGACAAGAGCGGGUCUGUCAACACCUUUACGGGGCUCCGCGAAGACGCCAAAGCUCUUUACGUCGCCGCGUCGGCCGGCCAUGAACCGCGGCUCAAGCUCUACAUGGUCAAGAAAAGCGCGAGUGGCGCGGCGCUGCAAAAGCAAGCCUGCGACGCCGCCGCCGCGAUCGUAUGGUGCUGCGGGUACGCGACCAAGAUGCUCCCUGUCACGAUCGACGGGGCGCCGCACUUGGCAGUCUCAGGCGGGGCGCCAUCAAGGUCGACCUCGCGGGACGGGUGGUGCCAGCGCACAAGUCGGACGGCCUCGGCUGGCUCUACGGCGUUGGCGUCGGGUUUGCGCUCCGGGCCGCCGUCGAUGAAAUGAAGACCGAGACGCGCGCCGACGGCGUGACCGUGUACCACCGACGGGGCGCGACGCUCGUACUGGCCGGCGUCUUUGGCGCGGAAGUUUACGGGAAAAACUGCGCAACGUUCGAGGAAAUGGUCGACAAGUUUGAGAAGCGGCGCAAGGAAGAGCGCGUAAGCGCCGAGUCCAAGAUUCCCGUGAGCCCCAGCAUGCUCCUCAAGCGGGCGCCCCAAGCACCCGUGGCCGAUGACGAGACAGGACAUCAAAGCCUUAAGCUCGCGAUUGUGCCGCGCAAGAACAGCCGUGUCCAAGCUGAGAGCCCGAGCAAGCCACGGGCGCGCAACCAAGGCAUCGAAAUUGAAGCCAAGGCGCUUCGGCGUAGCAGCUUUGAGGCUGGGAAACUCACGACCGCUGCGCGUCCCGACGUGCAACCUAAAAGCUGCGGCAAGCCCGUGCUAGCAGGUGCUGCCAAGCACGCCAUCAAUGGCAUUCGCACGCGAGUUCUCUAAGUCCGAAACAAGAAUAUAUAAUUAUUUACUCG